CACCUAAGCUCUGACACACGUGUUGACAGUGAUCGAGUACGUCUGGUGACAUUUCUAUACCUCGAUAUUUUAUAUUUUUUAAAUUCACUAUUAAUGCGAUUUUGAGAAUAAAAAAACAAAAAAAUAUAACUUUUAACAAUAAUAAUAAUGAUUGUUAUUUUUGUAUCUGUGAAUAAAUUAAAAAAAAAAAUUAGUCCUUUUGUAUGAAGCUUUUUUUAAUAAACCGUGGGUGAAGUUACUACGCAGACUUGAAAGAGGAUUAUUUGGAUAAAAAAAAAUUAUAAUAAUAAUAGUAGUAAAAAUAAUAAAGAGUAUAAUAAUAAAACAAGUUGGAGACAGAAGAAAUGCAUAAUAGGGUGCUAAAAAAGGUGCAGCUAUAAUCUUUCAUCUCGGGGAGUCCAAGGAAGGAUAAAGUGGUACGGAAAGAAUAAAAAAAGACCAACUCGAGAUGAUGAUACAUAUUUAUUUGAUGCUUUUAUGUUCAUUUAUGGUCCAGGGUAAAAUAGGAUAUUUUUGGCAUAUAACAGACAUCCAUUACGAUCCAAAAUACUCGUCAUCUGGAACUGGAGGAGGAAGCACAUGCUGGAAUACACGAUCCAGCAAUAUAGAUACUGGACACAUAAGACCAGAUAGAAGAGUGGCCGGAGUGUUUGGAAACUACAGCUGCGAUUCACCAUGGGCACUGAUCGAGUCUGCGGUACAGGCUAUGAAAUCAAAGCAGGACGAAGGAAUCGAGUUUGUUUUGUGGACAGGUGAUGCAUUGACCCACGCCGCAGAAAUGAGUGAGGAAUUACGAUUGCAAUCUUUAAAGAAUCUCACGGAUUUAUUAUCCCAUACGUUCACCAGCCAAUUCGUAUUCCCGGCGCUGGGACACGAGGAUGUGGGCUUGAAUUUUAGCCAAACCGCUAUUUUGUGGAAACAUUGGCUACCAAGCGAGGCACUUCAAACAUUUGAAAAAUCUGGGUACUAUAUGGUUGAACAAAAGUCGAAAAAGUACCGAAUAAUACUGCUGAAUACAAAUCUUUGGUUAGACAUGGAUAAUAUUGACAGUCGAUUUCACACUCACCAGUAUCACCAGCAUCAACACCAUCAGCAGCAUCACCAGCAACAACGGACUAGUGCUGGUUCAACAACAAAGAAUUCAAGUGAUCCACACAAUCAAUGGCGGUGGUUUGAAUCUGUUUUACGAACUGCAAGAGAAAAAAAAGAUACUGUAUACGUUGUCGGACAUACGCCGCCUGGGGUAGACGAGAGAGACAGUGGCGCCAGGCCACUAAAAGAACAACACAACAGACGUUACUUGCAAAUUGUAAGGCAGUAUGCGGAUAUUAUUGCAGGACAAUUUUUUGGACAUUGGCAUUCUGAUACUUUCAGGACAAUCUACAGUGAUUUAGGAGUACCCAUUUCGUGGAUUAUGAUGGCACCAAGUAUUACGCCGGGUCGACCGAACGGACCAAAUAAUCCCGGACUGAGGUUGUACAAGUUUGAAACAAGCACUGGACAGAUUUUAGAUUACAUUCAGUACUACCUUGAUUUACCAAAAGCUAAUUCAAUCGGUCGUGCCAACUGGGUCGUCGAGUAUUCUCUUCUGGAUUAUUAUGAAUUAAAAGAGAUAAAUGCACAUAGUCUUCAUGACCUCGCUGAUCGAUUUACUAAGACUAAUGACAACGCUUUCGUAAGAUAUUAUGCAGCAAAUACAGUAUCAUUACCUCGGGACGUAGAAGAGAUUUGGGGAUGUGGGGGUGCAUUUAGUGGUACCUGUAUGCUGCAACACUACUGUGCAGUGACACGAGUAAAUCCCGAGUCGUACAGCAGCUGUUUGUCCUCAUUCGCGUAUCCUCUGUCCACAGACUCGUCAUCCAAGCAUCAUCUGUACAUUAUACUUUACAUUUUAGGAUCGAUGGCUUGUCUACUUACCAGCCGGUAGACCUAUUACGAAAUUAUAGACUUUGUUAUACUAUUUAUUUUGCUACGGUAUUAUAAUUUUACUUUUACUUUUAUUAUUAAAUCUGUGAUGUCAGCUGAAAUAUUUUUUUAUAUUUUAUUUUUCCCUGCUAUGGAUAUACCUCGUUCGCUUAUUUCUCACCACAUUUUUAAUAACUGCGUGUGUGUAUGCAUACAGUCUGGUGAAAAGUGUCAAGAGUUAUUAUCUAAUUAA
Molecule: messenger RNA, 2158 nt
Organism: Microplitis demolitor
Lineage: Eukaryota; Metazoa; Arthropoda; Insecta; Hymenoptera; Braconidae
Product: acid sphingomyelinase-like phosphodiesterase 3b
Exons: 10
Coding region: 449-1927 (492 amino acids)
Molecular function (GO): hydrolase activity
Source: RefSeq, a predicted model, not a curated record